This is a messenger RNA of Thermothelomyces thermophilus ATCC 42464, 3244 nucleotides long. RefSeq lists its product as uncharacterized. The record is from RefSeq and is a predicted model, not a curated record. Gene Ontology annotation, biological process: regulation of DNA-templated transcription; DNA-templated transcription. The transcript has a single exon. Lineage: Eukaryota; Fungi; Ascomycota; Sordariomycetes; Sordariales; Chaetomiaceae. Gene Ontology annotation, molecular function: DNA-binding transcription factor activity, RNA polymerase II-specific; zinc ion binding; DNA binding. Bases 445 to 3063 code for a protein of 872 amino acids. Gene Ontology annotation, cellular component: nucleus.
AAGCCGCCAGUCGCACUGUGUGUGGUGUGGCCGGGGAAGGCCUAGAUCUCCGUGGUGUUUGCGCCAAGGGGGGUCCCGUUGCGAGACCCAACCGCCGUCACGAUUGCUUCCCAGUUGCGUAUCCAAUCCAUCAUCUCCCCUCCCGAGCCGCCCGACGCCCACGCGGCCGCGGCAACGCCCUCCUUGGACCAGCAGAACCCGACGCCAAAGAGGAAGUUCCACCACGCCUUUACCGCGCCGGCGCCCGAUGCGCCCAUCGAUUCGGCAGAGCCGCCUGCGCCGCCGCACUCCUUGCUCCCCCAGCGCUUGCCCAACAUUCGCCAGCCACUGCCGCACGGCCCGCCACGCCCCGCCGCGGUCGGGGCGGUCCGCACCCAGGGCCACACCGCUACCAUAGCCGCCGCUGCCGACGAUGAUCACAGGCCGCCCGCCCAGGCUCCAAUGAUGUCGGGUAGCCCCGGCAGCCCGGGCGCCAUUGACAGCAAGAAGGGCAUCAAGCGGACACCACUGCGAUCCAGCAUCGCCUGCCAACGCUGCCGCAAGUCCAAGAUCAAGUGCAAUAACACGGGCGGCGACCAGCCCUGCGAGACAUGCAUUCGCAAUGGCAAGGAGUGCACCUACCCCGAGGUGACGCCCGCCCCGCCGAAGCGGUCCGAGCCGUCCUCGGGCGUCAAGAUGGAGCAGGGCCCGGAACGGAAGCGUCUACGGCGUAUCGAAGACAUUGUCAAGAUGGAAGGUGCCGUCCCGCCCGCCGUGGUCGCCGAAGACGUCCUCUCGGCCCCCUAUCUUACCGAGACCGUGUGGAACCAGCUGUUCGACAUAUAUCGGCUGCACUUUGCGACCGAGCUGCCCUUCCUCCACUUGGCCACCCUAAAGGAGAAGCUCGGAAACCGGUUCAGGGCGAAACCUGCCGACACCUCGCCCGAGAUCAACCUCGUGCUCUUGGGCAUCCUCACGCUAACGGCACGGUUCCACAGCACCCUGGUCUCGUACGUCACGGCACCCCGGAACAGCCCAGCAGGGCCGGGCGUGCCCAAGCCUCGGCAAGGCGGCCCGGCCCAGGACGCAUCGAGCGCGUCAGAGUACUACGCCGAUGUCCUGACCAAGGCGCUCGGCGGCCUGAGGACGAGCAUGACGGUAGCCUCGGUGGAGAGAGUGCAGGCCUUCCUGAUGCUGGGGCUUUAUGAAUGGAGUCAGGCGCGGCCCAGAGUCGGAGGGAUGGCGGCGUGGAUGUACGUCGGCGUGGCAAUCCGGAUGGCGCAGGCCCUGGGGCUGGGCGACGGCGACAAGGAGUCAGGCAAGGUGUUCCGGUCCCGGCCCGUCAAGCCCGCCCAGCAAACCAUGACGCCGACCCAGCGGAUAACAGCGAAAGAAAUUAGGAGACGUACCAUGUUCAGCUGUCUGAUCUUGGAUCGCUUGUUGGGCUGCGGCAAGGAUCGCGUCUCCACCAUUCGCUCCGAGGAUUUGCAGAUCCAGUUGCCGUGCGCCGAAGUCUCCUUCGACCUCUCGGAUGACGUCUACACGGGCUUCCUGAAGCCGACGCCCGGGGUGGACCCCAACCGGCCCAUCUCGGACAGCGUGCUCGGUCGCUUUGUCCGCCUCGUCGACCUCUGGGGCGAGAUCUCCAAGUGGAGUUUCUCGGGCGGCCGGUUCACCGAGGACCACCCUCCAUGGUCGCCCGAAUCGAACUUCUUCCAGUUGCGUCGGAAGCUGGAGGCGUUCUACGGGGAUCUCCCAGACCACUUCAAAUGGUCAGACAGCAACUACUACAAACACGAAAACCACCAGGCCAGCAGCGUCUACGUUUCGCUCCACAUGCUGGGUGCCGUGUGCAGGAUCAUGCUUCACCGUGAAUAUAUCCCGUUCAUUCCCAUUCUCUGCUCCACGCCGGUCGGUCCGCUCGACGAGCCCACGUUCGCCCCGGGGCAGGAGCCGCAGGGCUUCUGGGAGGCCAGUGCCGAAGAGAUCUUCCAUGCUGCCAAGGACAUUGUCGACCUCGCCGAGAUUUGCCGCGACAAGCUGCCUAUGUCCUCCCUCGUGCUCUUCGCCAUCUGGACGGCCGCUUUCGUCGGCAUCUAUGCCGUCCACUUCCCGCACAUGGAUACCAAGGGUCAUAUGCUGCCCAAGGAGGAGACCAAGGGGCCGAUCGACGUGACCAAGCAUGGACCUACCGGGCUGACGUACAAGCUGCUGACGCACAUGUCGCUCUGGCUCAAGCUGGCUGAGACCUACGUUGGCUACUUCAACGAGAUGGCCCGCUACUAUGAGACGGUCAAACAGGACUACGAGAGGUACGUUGGCAGCAACAAUAAAAGUCGCAGGGGCGGCGGCGGGCUGGAGGAGUGGAAGGAGCGAGCUUUCAAGGUCGUCAACAACGGCGAGAUCCUCGUCGUCGACGAGGGGAAGAGCACUUCUCGGGACAGCACGGUUGAGCCCGGCUCCUCGGUCGGCCCGGACGGCAGCAGCCACCCGACCGACCACGCCAAGACGCCCCGGUCGACCUCGAUGUCUUUCACGCCGAUCAACACGUCGCAGUCACACCAGGGCCAGUCCGACUCGGCUUCUGAAGCCGCGGCCGAGGCAGCCGCGUCCACGCUCUGGCGCAUCCAGCAGCCCCACGGCCACCAGCACAACAGUCACCACCCGCACCCGCACCCGCACCAGCACCAGCACCAGCAUCAGCAUCAGCAUCAGCAUCAGCAUCAGCACCAGCACCAGCAACCUUCGCCCUCCCAGACCUCGGGCGCCGUUCCGUCGCCUCAGAUGGCGCAGCACCCACACCCGCACGCGAACGCGACGAUGGCGAUGAGUACGAUGGCGGUGCCGAAGCUGCCGCCAUACGACGCCGGCGAAGUGGCGAUGUACCUGGAACAGAACCAGUCGAUGCCGUGGAACCUGGCGCCGGGUGGUGUCGACCAGUUUGCGCACGGUACCGAGGACCUGGACCACUUGGAUCAGGGGAAUCUCUUCUGGGGGAGCAUGCCCGAGAACUGGACCGGCUCUACUACGGCCGGGGUUGGGGUUGGGAUGGGGGGAAUGUUGCAAGGUUAUUCGGGUUAUUAGAUGCGAUGCGUAAAAAGGGAGGAAGUAUGUCAUAUGCUUGCUGCCCUAGAGCGAGGGAUCAUUUCGUAACUUUGGUUGGCAUUGAGAUGUUGAUCUUUUCGGAUGGCGGUCUAGUCUGUUAAUAUGGGAUGGAGGGGGGCUUUUUCUUCUCACACUUUUAUCUUUGGCAAGGUGCUCUUGG